UCCCCCCGAUGGAGUACGCGGCGGAGGAACAUAGUAACAUGUUCCUCGAAAGCCGCGACUCCGAGGGGAGACCCAUAAGAUGGUCGGCGACUCACCGUGCUCGGCAGAGACUCCGGCACCGGGGACGCAUAAUCGCCACGUGGCGAGAGGCGCUCUUAGCCUCGGGGAACAACACCCCGGGGCUGCGCGUCGUCGGUGCAAUCGGGCCCCUCCUUGACCAGUGGGUCGAUAGGGGAUGGGGUGGGCUGUCCUUCCGGAUGACCCAGGUGAUGACGGGGCAUGGCAACUUCGGACAUUUCCUGGGUCGGAUCGGAAGGGAGCAAGACUCCCGCUACCACCAUUGCAGCGCGGGGGACGACACCGCCCAACAUACGUUGGGCGAGUGUCCGGCGUGGGCGGACGAGCGGGAGGCGCUCGUCCGCCUGUUAGGGCGGGACCUCUCUCUUCCAGCGGUGAUUACCGCAAUAUUAGAAGAGGAGAGGUCCUGGCACGCGUUUGCCUCCUUCUGCGAGAAAGUCAUCUCGCAGAAGGAAGCGGCGUAGCGGGAGUGGAGGGG
Molecule: messenger RNA, 556 nt
Organism: Vollenhovia emeryi
Lineage: Eukaryota; Metazoa; Arthropoda; Insecta; Hymenoptera; Formicidae
Exons: 1
Coding region: 9-542 (177 amino acids)
Source: RefSeq, a predicted model, not a curated record